AUGACCGAGUCCGAGGAGAUCCUCGAGUGCUUCUACGUCCUCCUCGCUGUGGAGGACACGGCCACCGAGUCGGACAUCCGGCAGGCCUACCGGAAGCUGGCGCUCCAGUACCACCCGGACAAGAACCCCGAGGGGCAGGAGCAUUUCCUGAAAAUCAAGGAAGCCUAUGAGGUCCUGAUCGACGCCGACCGGCGUCGUGAGUACGACGAAGUGCGCAACAUGCCGGAGGACGUCUUCGAGCAGGAGUAUGCCGCGCACGUGGGCCGGCCCCCUGGCCAGGGGCCCGCGCAGCCGCAGCACUCGCCGCCGCGCCACUCCCCGGGCUCCGGCCAGCGCAAUGCGCACGCCCACCACCACCACCACCACCACCACCACGCCCACCACCACCACGCCCACCACCAUGCCCACCACCACCAUGCCCAGCAGCAGCAGCACCAGCAGCAGCAGCAGCAGCAACGGCACGGGUGGCAGCCGCCGCCCGGCCAUGGCGGGCCGGACCCCGAGCAGGCGUACUUCUUCUCGGGCUUCCAGUUCAAGUGGGGCCGCAGGCCGUCGGACGCCGGCCCGGACCCCGGGGCCCGGACCCCCUCCGACGACAGCCUCCUGAGCAGCGAGGAGGAGCCGGCCGCCCGGCCGGAGGGCGGGUUCGCCGGGGCCCGGCCCCGGGGGCGGCCGGAGCCCAGCUGGCGCGGCCGCGGCGACGACCGGCCCUACUCGCCGGAGGGGGGCUGGCCGCCGGCGGGCCCGGCCCCGGGCCGGUCGCCAGGCCCCGGGUCGCCGGCAGCCCGGCCUGGCACCCGGCCAGCCGCCACCGGCGGCACGUCGUACGCCUUCACGCACGGCGCCCGGCCGGGGGGGCCCGGCCCGGGGGAGCGCUCCCCGCCGUCGCCGGCCCCGGCCCCGGCCCCGGCCCCGGCCCCGCCACCGAUGGCGACCACGACAGCGACAGCCGCGGCCGGGCCGCACAGCCCGCCGGCGGCUGGCGGCCCCCACGCCGGCCGCCACCACGGGGCGCCCCACAUGAGGUGGUCCGCCUGGACGGAGGCCGGCCCGGCCCCGGGCGAGGCCCCUGGCGAGUGGUUCACCCAUGCCCGGGCACCGGCCGGUGGCUGGUAUGGCGCCAGCCGGGGGGCCGCCGGCCCGGCCGGGCCGUCGGUCCCGCCGCCGCCCAUGCAGGCGGUCGACCCGCCGGCGAGUGGGCCGCGCGUGCGGGACGGCCCCUUCGCCUGGGCCGGCGCCAUGCCGGCGGCCGGCGCAUACGUGCCCUUCCGGCCGGCGGCCGGCCCGCCACCGGGCGCACACACCCGCCACCCGGCCAAAGACCCCUCCCGGCCGGGGGAGGCGCCCUUCGCGCGGGGCGGCCCGGGGGGCUAUGCCCAGGGCCCGGUGUCGCCGUCGACGCUGUGCGCAUCGCCCCGGAUGGCGGGGUCGCCGUCGCCGCCGCCGCCGCCGCCGCCGCCGCCGUCACCGCCGCCACUUGGGCCCUCGAUGGCGGCGGGCGCCAGCUUCGCCAUGCCGUGGACCGCGCGGGCCACCGGGCCGGCUGGGGCCAGCGCGCGGGUCCCGCCGCCGCCCAUGCAGAGCAUCGACCCGCCGGGGGGGAGGAUGGCGGCCGGCCGUGGGCCGGCAUACGGGCCGGCCAUCCCCGGGGCCGGCCUGCGCGCGGCCUUUGACCGCUUGAAUGUCUGGUCGGGCGCCGGGCCCGGGGGGGCAUCAUCCUCGUCGGAGGCCCUGGGCCCGGACUCGGCGGGGCCCUCCAGCGGCGAGUCCUCCAGCGAGUGGCUGCCGUGGGCCGCCGCGGGCCCCGGCCGGGGGAGCGCCCUGUCCUCGGGCCAGGCGACCCCCCGGCGCGGGCCCGGCGGCAGCAUGACCAGCCGCUGGGGGGUGGCCGGGCGCGGGGCCGGGGGCCCGCCAACCGGCGGGCUCUUCCAGAAGCCCGGCGCCUGGAAGGCGGCCGCCGCCGCCGCGGAGCCGGAGCCCUCGUCCUCCACCUCCUCGACGGGGUUCUUUUCGACGAUGGCGCGGGAGCGGCGGCGCGCGGCGGCGGCCGCCGCCGCCGCCGCGGCCGCCACCAUGCCCGGCGACCGGCCCGGCGAUACUGAAGUCCUCCGGCCCGGCGGCCGGUGGGUCGCCGACGCCGCGGCCGACAACGACUCGGACCUGAUCGAGCUCCAGGUGAAGAUCAGCCUGCGGGACUUGGCCUCGGCCGGGGGGGGGCCCGGCGGCGGCGGCGGCGGCGGCGGCGGCGGCGGCGGGGCCGCCCCCCGGCGGGUGGGCUACCACCGGCGGUCGGCGUGCAGCGAGUGCUCCGGCCGCGGCCGGGUGUUCGACCUGCCGGGGCUGGACCGGCUGCCCUUGGCCCGGGGCCAGCGUGCGGCCGGAUCGACCGGUGCCGCCGCCGCCGCCGCCGCCGCCACCACCACCACCGAUAGCGAGCUUCGCCGGCGCAUGGCCCGGCAGCGGUGCGAGGAGUGCGCCGGCACCGGGACCGUCCUGGAGCAGGCCACCCUCUGCCUGGGGCCCGGGGCCGAGGAGCUGCUCCGGCCGGCUGGCCCCGGCGCCGGCGUGCGCUUCCACGGCAUCGGGCACAUUCGCCUGCUCGGGGCCGAGGGGCCCGGGCAGCCGGGCGGCCAGUCGCGACCCGGCCCGGACCCGGGGGCCGCCGCCGGCCGGAGCGCCGGCCGCGGCGACGUCCUGGUCCAGUGUGUGGAGGUGCCGGACCCGGUGUUCCGCCGGGUGCCCGGCCAGCCGGGCGACCUGGAGGCCGACGUCGAGUGGACCGACCCGGAGCGCUGGCUGCGCCGGGCCGAGCGCGAGGCGGCCAAGCGGGCGGCCGGCCGCCGCCGAGCCGGGAAUGGCUCGCUGGCCGGGCGGUCACGCGCCGGUGGCCAGGCCGCCGCCGCCGCCGCCGCCGUGGCCGAAGCCGCCGCCGCCACCGAGACCUGCACCAUCACGCGGACCUUUCGCCUGCGGCGCCCGGCCGACGGGUCGGACUUGGAAAUCCCCAUGUGCGUGACGACCGACGUCCUGGCGGCGGCGCUGCGCCGGCGCGACGAGCAGCCACCCGACCCGGAGCAGGACGGCCCGGCGGCCGACCGCCGGCGCCUGAUCGACGUGCUGGUCCUGCCGGGGGAGGGCCUGCCGCGGGGGGGCGCGCCCGGCGCCGGCCGGGGGGCCUUGCGCCUGCGGGUCCUGGUCCCGGCGGCGCCCGGGCCCGCGUCCGGCCCCGGCGCCGGGCGCAACAGCGUCCUGGCCGCGGCGGCCAUGGCCGCGCGCAGCUGGCGGCAGUACCGCCAAUCGCGCGCCGAGACCGGCCCCCGGCCGGCCGACGUGGUCGAUGUCGAGGAUGACGAAGACCACGAGGGGGAGGGCGGCGGGCCGCCCGGCGCCCGGGCUCGGGCCCGGGCCGGCGACCCCACCGACCUGGCCAGCCGCCGGGUGCCGGUGGCGACGGCCAUCAGCCGGGCCGGCCGCGGCCCCCCCGGGCCCGGGUCGGCCACCGCCGGCAGCCUCGGGUCCUUCGGCCAGGCGGUGCGAUCGCUGCUGUCGCUGGCCGGCCUGCGCCGGGCCCUGCGGCCGCACGCGGCUGACCGGGCCCCGGGCGCGAGCCCGGCCCCGGCCCCGGCCAACCCCAUGGACGCGGCCCACCGGGCCACGGCGGCCUUCACGCAAACGCGCGCGGCCGGCUCCGGCUCCGGCUCCGGCGGGUGGUCGGGCAUCUCGCGCACCCACGCCUCCAUGCGGGCCUAUGCCAAGGAGCAGCAGCGCCAAGAGAAGGAGCGCCGGCGCCAGGAGCAGGAGGCCCGGCGCCAGGAGCAGUAUCGCCAGCGCCAGGACGCGCAGGCGCGCCACCGCGAGGAGCAUCUCCGGCAGGUGCAGGACCGCGAGCAGCGCCGGGCCGGCGGGCGCUCCUGGUUCGGCCCGGGGCCCGGGGCCGCCGGCAAGCCGGCGGCCGCGCCCGGCUCGACGACGCCGCCGCCGCCGCCCCUUCACGCGGCCGACGGGCCCGGCCCGCAGCAGCCGGUGCGGGCGCACAUGGCCGCGCCCGCGGUGCCGCCCCGCCCGGCCGAGCAGCCGCCGAUGCCAGCCUCGCCGGGGGCCUCGCACGGCGGCCUGGCCGACAUGGUGUCCGAUGCGUCGACCGCGGCCCUGCCCUCGGCGAACCACAGCUCGCACGGCAUCAACCGGGGCGAGGCCCAUGCACGGGGCCCCGGCGACCCGGUGCCUUCGAUGGCCGCUGGAGGGGGGGGCCUGGCCGAGGCGGCCCCGGUCCCCGGCGAGGAUCCCCUGCUGGAGGACGACCUGUCGGGGUUCUUCCGGACCCUGCGCACGACCGCCGCCCCGGGCCCGGCCAAGCCGCCGCCGGUGGCGGCACCCGGGGCCAAGCUCAACAACCCCUUCCAGGAGGAGUACCACCGCAUCCAUGGCGACGGGAUGCCGGCGACGGCACCGACGCUGCCCCCGCGCCCGGGCACCGAGGCCGAGCAGGCCGGCCGGUACUUCCACGCGCGCGCGGCGGCCGCCGGCCGGCAGCCGUGA
Fonticula alba is the source of this 4539-nucleotide messenger RNA. RefSeq lists its product as hypothetical. The record is from RefSeq and is a predicted model, not a curated record. Gene Ontology annotation, cellular component: endoplasmic reticulum membrane. Lineage: Eukaryota; Rotosphaerida; Fonticulaceae. The coding region runs from base 1 to 4539 and encodes 1512 amino acids. Gene Ontology annotation, molecular function: Hsp70 protein binding. Gene Ontology annotation, biological process: cellular response to misfolded protein. The transcript is spliced from 3 exons.